Lactuca saligna is the source of this 708-nucleotide messenger RNA. Lineage: Eukaryota; Viridiplantae; Streptophyta; Magnoliopsida; Asterales; Asteraceae. The record is from the annotation of a GenBank genome assembly.
AUGUUUGCUGACACACAGGGAACAAGGGUGCAAGCAUUAAUCUGGAGCAAUGACCUUGACUUUUAUGAAAAUACAUUCGAACCCUACAAGCGCUAUCAAAUAUCAAAUGCUAAUUUGAUAUACACUGAACCACGUUUUCAACUUGAUUCAUAUGAAUAUUCAUGGACACUAAGCAAACUGACACUCAUUGAACCUUUUCAAGAUGAAACCUCAACAACACUCACAUGCAAUUUCACCUUUACUCCCUUUAGUGACCUGCACAAAUAUGCAGAUGAGGAAAGAGAUAUAAAUGUGAGGGGUAUUGUAAUAAAAUGUUUUCCAAGUCAAAAGAUGAAACAAGGCCAAGAGCCAUCUUCAAAAAGAGAUGAAAAACUUUUAAUAUUAACAUUAUGGAAUUACAUCAAUGAAAAUGAAGGCAAUACCUUAGACCAAAUAGUGGAAUCCGGGCCAAUGAUAUUCGCACUGAGAGUAAAGGUGACAACUUUCUACGGACAAUCUCUCUCAACAAGUAGUAGCUCUGCAAUUCUUAUAAAUCCACCAGCGACAGAUGAUUUACAGCUAAAAAAUUGGUCUAGGGCAAUAGUUGAAAUCGAUGAUGGUACCGGCUCAAUUGCAACAAUGAUUUCAACGCCAGAAAUUGAAAAGUUCAUGAAAGUCGACUACAAUGAAAUCAAAGAUGCAGGAGAAAAUGUAAGCCUAUUAUUUUAA